AUGGCUUCCGAGGGUCGCAAACAGCCGCCUUGGAUCCCCCCCAAAACCCAACCUGACGCCCAACUGCCCCAACUGAAGAUCUACAAUAGUCUUACAAGGACCAAUGAUGAAUUCGUCCCAGUCGACCCGACAGGGAAGAUGGUGACGUGGUACGGAUGUGGCCCGACAGUGUAUGAAGAUGCCCAUCUGGGCCAUGCCAAGAAUUACGUCUCGACGGACAUCAUCCGCCGCAUCAUGAAGGACUACUUCGGCUUCCGCGUCAAGUUCACCAAAGCCGCAUUUAGUCACUACAUUGAAAAGAAUCUUCCGUCUCUGCCCUCGCAUACAAGCCCAGAGAAUUUUCCCGAGGCAGCGUACAAGGCAUAUGAAGCAAAGUCCGAGCUUUCACCUCUGGCCGACGCCGCGACAACAAAACAGAGCCAGGCUGUUACUGUCGCCGAUUUGCUGUUGGGGGCACACAUUGGCACGGCUCGGUCGGCUGCUGAGGCCCUGCGAGCCCCGGGAAAGUUGCCAGAGUUUCUCGCCAAGACGGACGAUAUCUUACUCCCAUAUCUCGAUGCCUUGCAUGGUGCAGAUAUAGACUCUAAUAAUCACGAGAUAUACCUGGAGCUGUCUCAGAAAUUCGAACGCCGCUUCUUGGAGGAUAUGAAUGCGCUUAAUGUACUGCCCCCCGACCAACUAACUCGUGUGACCGAGUACGUUCCCCAAAUUGUCCGCUUCGUUGAGAAGAUCGUGGCAAAUGGUUUCGGCUACGCUUGCCCUGAUGGCUCCGUAUAUUUCAAUAUCGACUCGUUUGAGAAGGCUGGGCACAGCUACUCCCGGCUGGAACCAUGGAACAAGAACGACCGUGUCCUCCAAGCCGAUGGGGAAGGUUCACUGUCCAAGGGAAAGUCAAUGAAGCGGAGCGAGAAUGAUUUUGCGCUGUGGAAAGCGAGCAAGCCAGGCGAGCCAGCAUGGCCGAGUCCAUGGGGUCAUGGGCGACCAGGAUGGCAUAUCGAAUGCUCCGCGAUGGCCUCCGAUGCGAUCGGGAAGACGAUAGAUAUCCAUUCCGGGGGUGUCGAUCUUCGUUUCCCUCAUCAUGACAACGAGCUCGCACAAUCGGAAGCCUACUGGUCCACUCCGGACUGUCAUGUACAGUGGACGAAUUACUUCAUUCACAUAGGGCAACUGAGAAUUCGAGGCUUGAAGAUGAGCAAGAGCCUCAAGAAUUACACUACCAUUAGAACUUUUCUCUCCCAUAAGGAUUGGAGUGCACGUUCUCUCCGAAUUUGCUUCCUCCUCGUGCCUUGGCAGGAUGGUAUUGAGGUAACAGACGAGCUUAUGAAGACCACAGUCGGUUGGGAAGGCAAGCUCAAUAACUUCUUUCUGAAGAGCUUGGACGUUGAGAAACAUCUUAGCCCCAAGACUGCCAGAAUGCAAGAGCUUGGCGAAGACCAGCAAUUACUGAGCGCCUUGGAUAAGGCGAAAGCCGAUGUCGACAAAGCUCUUUGCGAUUCCUUCAAUACCUCAGCAGCCAUGAGAAUCCUCUCUGACCUCGUUACUGAGUUUAACUCGGCAGAGGCACUUUCAGACCAGACAGUCAUCUUGCUCGCCCGGUGGGUAACACGCAUUGUCACGAUAUUUGGUCUGGAUCCUGAGGGAGACCUCAGCAAGCCGGAUAGUAUCGGGUGGUCAGGCCUCGAUAUUCCCGUGUCAGCAAAGCCCUACAUCUACCCUGCUUCUCAAUUGCGCGACAAGGUUCGAACCUUGGCCUGUUCCGGCUCGGUCGACCAUGCAGCUAUAACGAAGCUCGCUGACGGAAUUACGAUGGUAGCAUCAACACUAGUGGCCGAGUCAUCCAAACAAUACGAUCAGGUGCUGCAGCAAUUCCGCACAGACGUCAAGGCCCUCGCAGCCCAUCAAGCUCCGGCAAAAGACCUGCUCGCCUUGUGUGACCAGCUCCGUGAUGUACACCUCUGGAACCUAGGCAUCUAUCUGGAGGACCGCAACAACUCUCAGCCUGCUUUGGUACGACCCCUCGAUAAAUUGCUCAUAGAGGCGCGAGCAGAGCAGGAAGCAGCUAGCACUGCCAAGGCAAAGGCAAAGCUGGAACACCAGGCCAGGGAAGCUGAGAGAGACAGAGAGCUGCGCGAGCGCGCUAUGGUCGACCCCCUGCUGAUGUUCAAAACCUCGGAAUACUUGGAAUGGGACGAAAACGGCAUUCCGACUUUCGACGCAGCGGGGAAUGUAGUAUCCAAGAAUAAGCACAAGAAGCUGGUCAGAGAGUGGGAAAAGCAGAAGAAGAGGCACGAGGAAUGGCAGGCGACGCAAUAG
Trichoderma atroviride IMI 206040 is the source of this 2313-nucleotide messenger RNA. The record is from RefSeq and is a predicted model, not a curated record. Lineage: Eukaryota; Fungi; Ascomycota; Sordariomycetes; Hypocreales; Hypocreaceae.